Bolinopsis microptera is the source of this 2762-nucleotide messenger RNA. RefSeq lists its product as uncharacterized. Lineage: Eukaryota; Metazoa; Ctenophora; Tentaculata; Lobata; Bolinopsidae. Gene Ontology annotation, molecular function: protein binding. The transcript has 9 exons. Bases 32 to 1054 code for a protein of 340 amino acids. The record is from RefSeq and is a predicted model, not a curated record.
UGUUCCCCCAAAAUUCAAGUAUUUCGUGAUAAUGGGUGGUUGCUUGGUCUUGAUAACCUGGUUGGUGAUCUUCUUGACAUCAGACGGAAAUAUCAUUCAGCAGGGAGUACCUUAUCAAGGAACUAUCAAGCCUUAUGAAACACAACAAAUAAUAUUUGCUUCUGGAGGAGGUCUGAAGCGUGUUUUCUACUUUCAAUGUACUGGCUCAGCAGACCUGUCAAUAGUGGACUCCUCUAAAAAAGAACUGCAAAUGUUCAAAGGUUUUGUAUCCAAGAGUGAUGGCGAUUGCGAAGAAUCAUACGAUUGUAACGGUGACCCUUGUGAGUCAGCAAGUUGUCCCAGUUCCCCUAACGCUGAAUGUAUCAGCAAUUACUGCGAGGGCUGUAUUGCUGAAUUCUGGUUGGAUAACGAGCAAGUCACCUGUCAAGAUCCAGACGCUCUCGCUAUCUACGAGGGGACAGCUGGCAACUCAGUGAUAUCUAAAGGUGCUCCACUCCACAAAGCUGUGCUGAGCUUCUCUGAAAUUAAAUACACUUUUAAUCUGCUGGGUAAACGGAGCAGUAUUGACUCUACCAACACAUUCCAACUGUACGUGUUUGACAACUACGCGGUGGACGCUUCAAUCAUAAUGUUGGGACCUGAGGCUGAGGUAUUCGUUCAAGUACAAGAAUCUAAUGUAACAUUGGAAUGGACUGAACCUGUCUAUGGUUUUGCUGAAGAUAUUCUUCAACACUACUGCCUUUAUUCCUUAGAUAAACCAUACGGAAAACAGUUAGAAGGUGACUGGUUAGCGUGCGGCCAUGAGAUAAAGAGUAGUGUCGCAGAUAAUCCCGACCAGUGUGUUACAACACCUAAAGCUACAUUUCACGGUCUAGCAGGGAACAGAUCGCACUACUUCUGGGUAGUAGCGUUCAGUCAGAACGGCAUCUCUACAGCCUACCCUUUCGUUAGAGUAGACAUGGAGGGAGUACCUGAGAGUAGAACGUAUCACGUGACUUAUUCCAUCUUGUUAGUGAUAUUAUCUGUUUUCUUCGUUGUGGACUUAGUAUUUUGAAUUGUAGUUUUAGCUUUGUUAGCUCUUCGGGAUUGUCGUCAGUUUAUCUGAAGUUAAAGGAGUUUAAGUUGAGAAAUGAAACACGAAAUGAAAGCACGAAAAUGGUAAAUGUCCUAGCGAUUAGGUUUACGAUUGAUUGAUUUUGCGGUUAUUUGUCUUUUGACCUUGCACUUAGUUAAUUAUCUGGUUAAUUAGUUAAUUAAUUCAUUUUAUAGUCCUACAGCAUGCUUGUCGAUGUAUGACUACCGAUGAUAAGUUUAAUCUUAAUCUUAAAGAUUUUUAUUUUUUUGCAGUUAGUUAGUUAUAUAAAUAUUUUAUUUUAGUUAAACUAAACAACUUACAUUUUUAAAAAGUUUUUACCAUUACUGCUCUAAGUUAAUCAUCAAUUAAAGUGUUGAUGUUUUAACGUAACACCAUUAAAACACAAAGUUACAACAAGAAAUAAUACAAUGUUUAUGUGAAAGCUAUGGUAAUAAAUAAGUUAGUCGGAUGUAUAUUAUGUAUUAUGCGGACGAAUGAUUUACACAUAAUUUUCUGGAUAUAUCCUUUGCUUGGGAAAAUAACGAGCAUACUAUCGAGUGUGGUGUCUACAGUGAGUGUUAAAUGUAUUUACAGCCGGUAAAAUUGUUUUUAACUUGCUCAUUUUCACAAUAAUAAGCUCGUAUUACCACAGACUCAAGAUAUCUGGAUUAUUCGUUGUAACCGUCAAUGUUCACUCUUUCUUUGCGUACUAUAUUAUGUCUUAUAUGUUAGUUACUUAUGUCUUGUCCAAUCAUCGAACGUCCUAUGUCCAACGUCUUAUGUCAAUAUCAGUGUUCGAAGUCUCACGUCCAACGUCUUAUGUCAAUGUAUGUGUCCAAAGUCCUAUGUUCAACGUCUUAUGUCAAUAUUGGUGUCCAAAGUCCUAUAUCCAACGUCUUAUGUCAAUAUCGGUGUCCAAAGUCCUAUGUCCAACGUCUUAGGUCAAUAUCAAUGUCCAAAGUCCUAUGUUGAACGUCUUAUGUCAAUAUUAGUGUCCAAAGUCCUAUGUCCAACGUCUUAUGUCAAUAUCAGUGUUCGAAGUCUCAUGUUCAACGUUUUAUGUCAAUAUUGGUGUCCAAAGUCCUAUGUUCAACGUCUUAUGUCAAUAUUGGUGUCCAAAGUCCUAUUUCUAACGUCUUAUGUCAAUAUCAGUGUUCGAAGUCUCAUGUCCAACGUCUUAUGUCAAUGUCUGUGUCCAAAGUCCUAUGUUCAACGUCUUAUGUCAAUAUUGGUGUCAAAAGUCCUAUGUCCAACGUCUUAUGUCAAUAUCGGUGUCCAAAGUCCUAUGUCCAACGUCUUAUGUCAAUAUUGGUGUCCAAAGUCCUAUGUCCAACGUCUUAUGUCAAUAUCGGUGUCGAAAGUCCUAUGUUCAACGUCUUAUGUCAAUAUCAAUGUCCAAAGUCCUAUGUCCAACGUCUUAUGUCAAUAUCAAUGUCCAAAGUCCUAUGUCCAACGUCCUAUGUCAAUAUCAAUGUCCAAAGUCCUAUGUACCUUUUCCAUGUUUUGCGUACUUAUGUUGACUUCCAGCGUUCUGUUUCAAAUGUUCUAUAACUCUGAGAAUCACGAAAACUCGAUUCUAAGAUUUAGUGACCUAAGAAACACGUGACCAUCACGUGACCAACACGGUGUUAAGUUUGAGUUACAACACAAUACAAUCUACUCACAAGACCAUAAUAUAUACACAUAA